Molecule: messenger RNA, 1545 nt
Organism: Carya illinoinensis
Lineage: Eukaryota; Viridiplantae; Streptophyta; Magnoliopsida; Fagales; Juglandaceae
Product: pyruvate dehydrogenase (acetyl-transferring) kinase, mitochondrial-like
Exons: 6
Coding region: 167-1276 (369 amino acids)
Biological process (GO): regulation of glucose metabolic process; protein phosphorylation
Cellular component (GO): mitochondrion
Molecular function (GO): pyruvate dehydrogenase (acetyl-transferring) kinase activity
Source: RefSeq, a predicted model, not a curated record
CUUAUUUACUUUCUCUAUUCCGAAGAAAGAGAUGGGUGGAAGGAAAAAGUCGUUCUGCGCCUCCUAUAAUCUCUAUGCUAGUUUGGCAUUGUGUGCCUCGCUUGCAUGUUGUUAGGAUUCUGGGAAUCUUGUUGUGCUACUCGCUCCUGGGUCGUGUUGGCAAGCCAUGGCGGCUAAGAAACUGUGCGAGUCUUUCUCCAAGAGCCUUAUCGACGAGGUGCAAAGAUGGGGUUGUAUGAAGCAGACGGGGGUGAGCUUGAGGUACAUGAUGGAGUUUGGUUCCGAUCCCAACGACAGGAACUUGCUCAUCUCUGCUCAGUUCCUUCACAAGGAGCUCCCCAUAAGAAUUGCCAGGAGGGCCAUCGAGCUCGAAAGUCUGCCUUAUAGCUUAUCCGAAAAACCUGCCGUUUUGAAGGUUCGAGAUUGGUAUUUGGAUUCUUUCCGUGAUCUUAGAUCCUUUCCUGAGAUCAAGGACACGAAUGAUGAGAAGGAAUUUACUCAAAUGAUUAAGGCAAUUAAGGUGAGACACAACAAUGUGGUCCCCAUGAUGGCUUUGGGGGUUCAACAGUUGAAGAAAGGCAUGGAUCAAAAAAUUAUGUAUGAGGAUCUCGUUGAGAUUCAUCAGUUUCUGGAUCGCUUCUACAUGUCAAGAAUAGGAAUUCGCAUGCUUAUUGGGCAGCAUGUGGAGUUGCACAAUCCUAAUCCCCCUCCUCAUUGUGUGGGUUAUAUAAAUACGAAAAUGUCUCCACUGGAGGUAGCACGAGGUGCCAGUGAAGAUGCUCGCUCUAUUUGCAUGCGUGAGUACGGCAGUGCCCCUGGUGUUGAUGUAUAUGGGGAUCCCAAGUUUACAUUUCCGUAUGUUCCAACACACUUGCAACUUAUGGUGUUUGAGUUGGUUAAGAACUCUUUGCGUGCUGUCCAAGAGCGCUUCAUGGACUCGGACAAAGUGGCUCCUCCGAUUAAAAUAAUAAUAGCUGAUGGUAUAGAAGAUGUUACAAUCAAGGUCUCAGAUGAAGGGGGUGGUAUAGCAAGAAGUGGUCUCCCUAAAAUUUUCACAUAUCUUUACAGUACUGCAAAAAACCCAUUGGAUGUGGAGUCUGAUCUCGGUACAGCUGAUGCAGUCACAAUGGCUGGAUAUGGAUAUGGGCUUCCAAUAAGCCGCCUGUAUGCUCGGUAUUUUGGAGGGGAUCUCCAAAUUAUCUCUAUGGAAGGAUACGGGACUGAUGCAUAUCUCCAUUUGUCUCGAUUGGGAGAUUCGCAAGAACCAUUGCCGUGAGCCUAAGCUGCAGUUCUAAAGUCAACAACACACUGCAGUUAUCAUGAACUAUGUUUGAAAUAUCAGAACGGGGGAAAUACCUUUAGUGUUUUACAGUCAAAAGAGACGGAUUGCUGUCAAUUUUUAAGCCUAAGAAUUGGCAGUUUUGCAUUAUUUGUUUGUUUCUCCGUUUUUCUUGUAUAUUCUUCAUGUGCUUUACUUCACCAGGUGCGUGAUAAUCCAUCCAUCUCCAUGGGAUCAGCUAUUACAUAGUACAGUUUUUAAGUUAA